Molecule: messenger RNA, 1544 nt
Organism: Neopsephotus bourkii (Bourke's parrot)
Lineage: Eukaryota; Metazoa; Chordata; Aves; Psittaciformes; Psittacidae
Gene: CENPN
Product: centromere protein N
Exons: 9
Coding region: 178-1179 (333 amino acids)
Biological process (GO): chromosome segregation; CENP-A containing chromatin assembly
Source: RefSeq, a predicted model, not a curated record
GGAAGCUCUUUAACUUGCUGUUGUUUGUGUCCGCCGAAAGCUGGUAGUGCCGCGCCUAAGGCCGAUGCCAACGUUCUGCUAGUUGUGUUAGGUACAGCUUUGUAUACCUGAACUGCGGGAGCCUGCCUGUGCCUUGGUUCUCACCUUUCACGCUUCAGCUUUCCAGGUGGCUUAGUCAUGGAUGAAACUGUUGCCGAGUAUAUCCGAUCAAUUGUACAAAAAAUCCCACGAAAAGAAAUCAAGACAAUGCUACAGAAAUGGGGCUUUCUGUCGGAGGAGCAGCUGCAAGCCAUAGACUUCGGUCAGAUAAAGGAGAACAUCGCUUGCGAUGUUUUCCAGCUGUGUGAGGGAAUACCUGGAAACAUAAAGGAAGCAGCUGUCCUAGACAUGAUUUCUAGCUCUUGUAAACACAAGUCUUGUUUCUUCUUUUCUUUUUCUUGUGUAACAGAGAAAGAAAUCGUGUAUUUUGACAUAAGAGAUUUCAAAAAAAAAUUUAAAAGAAAACUUCGUUCAGCCUUGGGAAAUGUCACCAUCAACUUUAGAGAAUAUGAGGAUAAUGAAAUCUGGAUUAGGAUUGCCUGGGGAACACUGUAUAGGGAGCCAAACCAAUACAGAGCCAGCUAUGUUGUAUACUGUUCAUGCACUCCUUAUGUCUUUAUUUCUCUCUCAAAAUAUAGGAGCAACUUGCCUCUGCUCUGUCAGGCCCUGCUUGCUGCUUCCAAUUCUUAUGACAUCUGUGCAAUGGAUCUUCAAGGUCACUGUUUAAACUCCCUUAAAGAUAUUGUGCAUGCGAGAUCUAACCAGAACUUCCAAACUUCUUAUUCUGAACCUCUAAAGGAACACAGUGUAGAACCAGAAACUGGGACAGUUGAAGAAAACAGAAAAACUAAUGAAAAAAAACGGAGAAUGAAUCAACAGGUUUUUGGUGAUGGUCCCCUACCGAAACUUGAAUAUGCACAAUAUAAGCUUCAGACGAUGUUUAGAAGUGAUCCUAAACACAGUAUUUCGUAUCAAAAGGAACAAUUCAGAUGUCUGGUGAAGCUUUCUAGCCCAGAUCUCUUAGAAGCACUGAAAUCGAUGGCAGCAACGAGUAUGGUUGAUGCACCAGUUUCACCACUGCUUAGCUGUCUACCACACAGACCUAGGAAUCAUUUUAGGAUUAAAGAUAAAACUGAUUAAUUUCUAGAAGGCUUUCUAAGUCCCUAAUUUAAGCCUGGUUCACAGAGGAAUGUACAAUUCAUUUAUUACUGGUAUUAAUCUAAACGACUGUAAAUUUUAAGGCAUGGUUUUAAAAAUAACUUGUAUUUUUUUAAUAUUUUUUCCUGACUAUUGCUUCUCUGAAUCAGUUUUCCACAUUUGUCUUUCAGCAGAAGGGUUAGCCCUUUCCUUAAUUAACCAGGAAAAAAAAAAUAGCUGUGAAAUUUAAACAGAUUGUGGGCUCUUGGCAUGUAGGUGGCAAUAAGAGGUUUCUGUUCAUCUUGAGUUGAUGUUAAUGCAGAGGUUUUGCUCACUGAAGGCCACAGCCUGUAACAAAUACUGGAAAU